AUGGGUGACUACGACAGGCGCCAGUCAGGUGGCUACCAUCGUAAACGGAGAUUCAGAGAUGACGAUGAGCACCACGAUCGAAGAAACCAGCGCCGGCGGAUGGAUUCGGCACCGCUCCCUGUCAGGGUCCGACGCCAGCUUCUGAGCAUUGCAGAUUCGCCAAUGCGCCGAUGGUCCGAGGAGGUUCAAAACAUCGCCUUCAUGGUUACAGACAACUACGACGACGAGAAUCUGCGCAGCACUUUCACAAAGCUUGCGAUACAGCUUCACCUUGAGCAGCCGCUCAAGACUCCCUUCGUGGCCGCUGUGCUCCUGGUUGCCAACACGCGCAAGUCCGAAUUGCUUGGCGAGUUUCUUACGAAGCUGGCGGAGAGCAUCGAGUCGAAGAUUGCACUUGGGGAAUGGAGGGACGUGAAGCUGCAUUUGAAGCUCCUUGCUUGCCUGCAGUCCACUUUGGAGGGAGAUGGCGUCUUCCCUCUGCUGGAUGAGCUCUUCAACCGUGCUGCUGACCUUCAAACAGCCAGCUCCGAUGACACUAUUGGAACCGAAUUAGUGAAGAUCAUCCAGCUUACUAUCCCAUACAUCAUGGUAUCGGCGCAUGGCCAAUUCCACCAGAAGGCUGCUGAACUGAUGGAGAAGACUGACAUCAUCGCGUCCGAGCCGCAUGCACUACAAGCCCUUGUCGACCCCUUCAUCCCCGAGAGCGAGGAUAAAUCGACCGCCUCACCAAGUUUAUGCAUGUUGCUGCAAAAGCAGCUCCAGGCCGAGGCUGGAAAAGACUGGGAGCUUGCCUGCUUACCUCGGCCCUGGGAAAUGCCAUUGGAGGACGUUGAGCUCCAAGAGAAGCUGUCCAGCCCAUCCAAGCAUCCUCUUCCAGCUAUCAAUAUCCCCGUGACAGUCAUUGCGGGGCCUCAUCCUCUCUUCCCUGAGGUUUACUUUUCUGUUUAUGCCGACCAGGACGCUCAGUCUGUCCCGCCAUCAACCAGCAUUGCCUCCUCUUUGAUUCGCGACGGGCUCAUUGAUACGAUCAAUAUCCUGAACUACAACCGAAAUGUUACAGCACGCUAUCUUAUGGAUUUAGAUUGCUACUUUGCGGAGGGAACUUUCGUCAAGCGGGCAACACCUUUCGAUGAAUUGCGCAAUUUUCCUUCGAAUAGCUCGACCUGGAAACCGGAGGACGUGGCCGUCGACACUGUUUUCUCCCAAAUUUUUCAGCUUCCUAAGGCCGAGUGCAAGCUGGUGUACUACCACUCCGUUUUGACCGAGGCUUGCAAACUGGCCCCGGCUGCCAUCGCACCAAGCUUGGGCAGAGCUAUUCGAUUUCUCUACCGGAACAAUCCUCGGAUGGAUUUGGAGUUGAGCUACCGUUUCCUCGACUGGUUCUCGCAUCAUUUAAGUAACUUUGGCUUUACCUGGAAGUGGGCCGAGUGGACAUCCGAUACGGAUCUGCCUGAACGUCACCCUUGCAUUUGGUUUCUCAAGGGUGCUCUCGAUAAGGAGGUCCGGUUGAGCUUUGCCCAGAGAAUCCAGAAGACUCUGCCACAGGAGUAUCAUAAGUUCGUUGGCCCAGAGAAAGAAAAGGAUGUACCCGACUUCAAGUUUUCGAAUCCUGACACACCAUUCUCCAAAGAAGGCCAAGAAAUUGGAGCGCUUUUGAGACGAAAGGCCACCGAUGAGGAAUUUGAGCCUCUAAUCGAGAGUAUUCACGCCCAGGCCACGGAACAAGCAUUGGACCCCCUAGUGACCAGCACUGACGUGUUCAUGACUGCCGUUUGCUGGGUGGGUUCCAAGUCGCUCAGCCACGUACUCGCAUGCAUCGAUCGUACCAAGCUAAGACUCCUUGACGUUGGAGCGAAAUCGGAAGCAGCCCGAUCGCAGAUCGUCACCUCCGUCAUGGAUUACUGGCAAGCUCACCCGGGAAUUGCCUUGUCUAUCAUCGAGAAGCUCCUGAACUACUCUGUGCUUACACCCUUCUCCGUCAUGGACUGGGCGCUUGUUGCUGCCACGACUUCCAACGGCACGGAUGGCGGGUUCUCCCUCGCCCAGCCACAUGUGUUUGAACUCGUCUCUCACACGGUCGCCAAGGUUACGACUCGUGUGCGCCAGUUGUAUACCUCUUCAGAUAUCGAUGAGGAGGGCCGCGCAAAGGAGACAAAGGCGAUGAGGGAACUCUUCCAGGCAAUGAACGACGCUCUGUCUAGCUGGGCGGCCGGUAACAAAGACGAAAUGAUGGAAGACGGCGAUGGCACCACUACCGAGGAAGCCAUGACCCGGAGGUGGGGUCAGAGAUGGCUUCGCGUCUUCCAGCGCAGGGCAGCAAUCGAAGAGGCGUUUUUGCUUGAGGCGGGUAAGACUGCCCCCGCAAAGGCCGAUGACUCGGCGGACGCUGAGCUCAUAGCAUAG
This is a messenger RNA of Clonostachys solani, 2403 nucleotides long. NCBI's taxonomy places the organism in Eukaryota, Fungi, Ascomycota, Sordariomycetes, Hypocreales, Bionectriaceae. The record is from the annotation of a GenBank genome assembly.